CAGCCUCUUCAUAUCACAGCUCUCACUCUCUCUCUCCCAAUCUCAGAGACUCGUUCAGAGGCGAGACCACAAAACCACCACCUUCUCCCUUUUAACCUUUCACACCUACACGUACGGAGAGCUUCCUGUACUUCCUCGCAAGUUCGAGCUCCGGAUUCAAAUUGAAGAAGAAGAAGAAAUGAAAACCCUAAUUUCGCUUUGAAUCGGAGGAGCUGUUUCACUUUCGCUCCAUGACCGGCUUCUAAGCUUGAAUUCCUAGCAAUGUCAGUCGCGGAGCUCAAAGAGCGCCACGUGGCGGCGAGCGAGACCGUCAACUCGCUCAGGGAGCGCUUGAAGGAGAAGCGAGCCUCGUUGCUCGACACAGAUGUGGCUGGGUAUGCAAAGUCUCAGGGGAAGACUCCGCUCACUUUUGGCCCCACCGAUCUCGUUUGCUGCAGAACCUUGCAAGGUCAUACAGGAAAGGUCUAUUCAUUAGAUUGGACCUCUGAAAAGAAUCGAAUUGUCAGUGCAUCUCAAGAUGGACGUUUGAUAGUAUGGAAUGCACUAACAAGCCAGAAGACUCAUGCCAUAAAGCUGCCUUGUGCAUGGGUCAUGACUUGUGCUUUCUCACCGACCGGACAAUCCGUUGCUUGUGGUGGUCUGGAUAGUGUUUGCUCUAUUUUCAACCUGAAUUCCCUGUGUGACAAGGACGGGAAUCUACCUGUAUCAAGAACUCUUAGUGGACAUAAAGGUUAUGUUUCCUCCUGUCAAUAUGUUCCAGAUGAGGACACUCACCUGAUUACUGGAUCUGGUGAUCAAACAUGUGUUUUGUGGGAUAUUACUACUGGCCUCAGGACUUCAGUUUUUGGAGGUGAAUUUCAGUCUGGACACACUGCAGAUGUACUGAGUGUAUCCAUCAAUCAAAGCAACUCAAGAUUGUUUGUCUCUGGUUCUUGUGAUGCAACUGCCCGAUUGUGGGACACUCGUGUUGCAAGUCGAGCAGUGCGGACGUUUCCUGGUCAUGAGGGAGAUGUGAAUGUGGUGAAGUUCUUUCCAGAUGGAAAUAGAUUUGGAACUGGCUCAGAUGAUGGAACUUGCAGGUUAUUUGACAUCAGGACUGGGCACCAGCUCCAAGUAUAUCACCAGCAACAUGGUGAUAACGACUUCCCACCUGUGAAAACCAUUGCAUUCUCAAUAUCAGGAAGGCUUCUCUUCGCUGGAUACACAAACAGGGAUUGCUAUGUAUGGGAUACUUUAUUGGCAAAGGUGGUUUUGAACUUGGGAUCCCUCCAGAACUCACAUGAGGGCCAGAUUAGCUGUUUGGGUUUGUCAGCUGAUGGAAGUGCCUUGUGUACAGGAAGUUGGGAUACAAAUUUAAAGAUAUGGGCGUUUGGAGGCCAUAGGAAAAUAAUUUAAGCCUAUUAGGGAGCAAACAUCUCCUUUUUGUAUCCUGAAUUUCAGCUUCUCUCAGACCCACGGUUCUCGAUGCCUCUCUCGCAUAGUAUAUCCUUUGUACCUUUCUGUGUUGUUGAUGAAGAUACUGGGUAUGAGAAACUAGAAUCUUCUAAUGUGUUGCUUGUUGUAACCCACUCAUUGGAAAGACUGACAAUUUUAAUAUUGAGCAAAAGAUGCAUAUACGUUUCGUGAGAACUUGGGCUUGAGAAACCUCCUCUUCUGCUCUUUGCCUGAAUAUUUUCCCUCCUCUGUAGCUACCAAUCUCACACCAUGUAGCUUUCCAUUAGAAUGUUGUAAAUGACUGUUUCUUCUUCCAUGUAUGGUUUUCUUUCCCGGUAUAUUUUUACACAUUGAUGCGGUUAUUUUGUGUUAAA
Prunus persica (peach) is the source of this 1808-nucleotide messenger RNA. RefSeq names its product guanine nucleotide-binding protein subunit beta-2. The record is from RefSeq and is a predicted model, not a curated record. Gene Ontology annotation, molecular function: protein binding; signaling receptor complex adaptor activity. Gene Ontology annotation, cellular component: cytoplasm; heterotrimeric G-protein complex. The transcript has 6 exons. Lineage: Eukaryota; Viridiplantae; Streptophyta; Magnoliopsida; Rosales; Rosaceae. Bases 262 to 1395 code for a protein of 377 amino acids. Gene Ontology annotation, biological process: G protein-coupled receptor signaling pathway.